Messenger RNA from Babesia microti strain RI, 1350 nucleotides. RefSeq names its product Vacuolar sorting protein 9 (VPS9) domain. Gene Ontology annotation, cellular component: endocytic vesicle; cytosol. The transcript has 8 exons. Lineage: Eukaryota; Apicomplexa; Aconoidasida; Piroplasmida; Babesiidae. Gene Ontology annotation, molecular function: guanyl-nucleotide exchange factor activity; small GTPase binding. Gene Ontology annotation, biological process: vesicle-mediated transport. The record is from RefSeq and is a predicted model, not a curated record. The coding region runs from base 1 to 1350 and encodes 449 amino acids.
AUGAACACAUUGGAAGCAACCAGUCCCAAGCAUUCGCUCAAAGGGGCAAAUUUUGACAAUAACUCCGAUUAUGCACCCCUCCCCGCCUACUCCACUUGGGUCAUACCCGAGCCCUCCGCCAUUCCCUCUAAAGGCAGUGACCACGACAUACCACCGACGAAACCCCUUACACCUUAUAAUUUAUUUCUAGAGAAUUUAAAGGACCCCUCUUGCAAGGAUGUUGUUGUUGCUGUCAAAAGACUCUCUCUAGAGCUACCGGUCAAUUGCCGCACCGAAACUGCUAAGUUAGUCCAUGAGUUUUUGAAUGCCAAAUUCCUGGAAUUGAUCAAGACCACCGCCUUUUCCGCCCCUUGGGCCCAUCAUGACGUAAGCGAAGGGUUGGAAAAGUUUACUCUCCAAAAAAUUUACCACAACAUCUUCCAAAUGGACAAAAACGAUGCUGUUCUAGACAAAUACAUACACAAACGUCUUAAAGUCCUUAGCUGGAUCACAUUGCAACAUCUGGAUGUACCCACUACACUAAAUUUCAAUGCAUUGGACAGCGCCAUUAACCACCUACAGAAGAUCGAUAAAUUUAAGGCUCCGCUGGAUAAGAUUACCAUCAUCAUCAACACCUGUAAAAUACUAACGCAAGCCCUGCAAGGCACAAAACUUAGCCCUAAUGAUAAACCCGCGGCUGAUCAGUUGUUGCCUUUGAUGAUAUACACGCUCAUACAAGCAAACCCCCCACGGCUUGCCUCAAAUAUCGCAUUUAUCCAGCACUUUCGACACCCCAAAAAACUUGUAGCCCAGGAGGCCUAUGCCCUCACACAAAUCUGCGCCGCCAUAGAAUACACCAAAAUUCUAAACCACACACAAAUCCAAGGCGUUACUCAACCUGAAUUUGAUAGACUGUGCCAACAAAUGUCGGAGCGUUAUAAUGAGGAGCUAGCAGAUUCUGCAGAGGCGCUGGAGGAUACUGCGUCAGUCAUUUCGGAUGCCCUUAGCGGAUCAAAAGGCCACUCGGAAUUCGAUCAUCUAACUUCUUGGCGCGGAAACUUCAAAAAUCCCUUCACAUUUCUGGUAAAAAGACCCUAUUUCCUGAACCUUUUCAAGUCCGAACAGCCCUUCGACACCAAGCCAAUUGAAGACUCAGUUUCUCAUGAAAAAAAUUCUAGCGUAUUAGAGACACUAACACUUAUCAAACAGACCCUCAACAGGGUAGAUGUUGAUGACUUUUCCCACGCAAAUACAGAUGCGCUUUGCCUAGACAUGGAAAAGGUUCUGCACCAGCAUUGCGCCCUAAGGCAGAUGCGUAAUGAAUGUCUAGACCUCACCAAAAAUUUGCUAGAGUCCCUCUCCCAAUUGUAA